CCUCUCUGAUGAAGGGUCUAGGCCCGAAACGUCAGCUUUUGUGCUCCUGAGAUGCUGCUUGGCCUGCUGUGUUCAUCCAGCCUCACAUUUUAUUAUCUUGGAAUCUCCAGCAUCUGCAGUUCCCAUUAUCUCUGAUGGGUUCUUUCCGGUUGCGGCAGAUGAUUAGCUCCAGGCGCUGACGAUCAGAGCGGGCGGCACGCCAACGCAAUACCGGUCGUCUAUUGGCCCACCCCGUCAACCGCGUUGCCACUUGAUUGGCUUCUAGUACUGUCCAUUAUAGCAUCAUGACAUCAUUGCAGAAUACCGGGUUCUGUGGACCUGCUACGCAUCACCUUACACCUGGGAGCGUGUCUCCCUCCUUAUAAACUCACCGUGAAGAGAGUCCACAUCAUAAAAGUGACUGACCCAAAUGAGUGCACGUCCUGCCAUUUCCGCUCAUCCCAAAGAGAACACGGGUCAGAAUGGAGUGAGCAGAAUGCAGCUACAGGGUAAUGACAGUGGCAGCGUACAGCAAGUCCCGCAAAUCCAUCCACUCAGCCCCUCGGGGGCUGGCAAGGCCAUGGCACCCAGCAAACAGAACAAGAAGAGUGUGAGCUACAACAAGGAGAGCGAAGAGUACCGACAGCGUCGGGAACGCAACAACAUGGCUGUGAGGAAGAGCCGAUUAAAGAGUAAGCAGAAAGCUCAGGACACGCAGCAGAGAGUCAAUGAGCUGAAGGAGGAGAAUGAGCGGCUGGAAGCAAAAAUCAAGCUGCUCAGCAAGGAGCUGAGCGUCUUAAAGGAUUUGUUUCUCGAGCAUGCCCAUAAUUUCUCUGACAGUGGGCACCCACCAUUUACUGAAAACACUGGCUCUGGGCAGGAGGCUAACAGCCUAGGGCAGUAGACAGGGAAGUGGGUGUCAACUGUGCCCAGAUUUUUGCAGAAAGGGGUUUUUCUUUGAAUUGUCUAUUUUAAUUUAAAUUUUUAAAAUCAUAUAUUUCUGCUAUUGGUAAGAGCAUUACGUUCAGUGAUCCUGUGUUUGGAGAGUAUUCAGAGUUCUUAGAGUGGAGAAAAGCAGCAGUUUACAAAAUGGACGCCGCAGAAACUAAAAGUGCCCUCAAACAGCUACUGAUGUCACCAGUGCUGAUUCAGUGCAGGAAAUGCUCCAUCUAGCUGCUGGGGUCUCUCCCCAACCCCUUUGCUCCUCUCUUCAGUUCUCUGUCUGUUGACGUUGAGCUGUGAUCUUGUAGAAAAGACUGUGGGUUUCCACUAUCAAACUUGCUAAGCGGCAGUUUCACUGUGUUUAUUUCAUUUGGUUCGGGGCGUAGAGUGCUGGAAUGUCAAGGUCUGGCAGCGAGCAUGGGCCUGUUGACUUGAGAAAUGUUGUUUAAACAGUUAGUAGCAAUACCCAGCAGAGUCAGAAAUGUAGAUGCACAUUAACAUUGUGGGUAGUCCAUUUAUCACACGCUCAGGAUUUGAAUUGGUUGCAGGGGGGUUUGGGAGAUUUUGAAGUCUGACAGAGACAGGUGGGAUUUGGUGUGGUUCCUGCCUGAAACACUAGCCUUGCUAUUAUUUUUCUGUCUGGUUUGCUGGCUGUUUGGUUUUCCCUUCAGUUUCAGAAGGCAGCACUGUUGCUUACUUUAGAGGAGUGCACUAAUUCUGUUCCAGAGAAUCUCAUGAGGGCAAUUUCAGAAUUUGUGUUCAGUUUUAUAAAGUAGAUAACAGAACAAGGGAAGUAGUUUUGAGCCAAUUUACACAGUUUAAAUGUUGCCUCCUCCUUGGGACUGCCUCUAUUGCCUUGUUUCCAUCCAGAUCAACAUUCCAGAGUCUGGAAUUAAUCACAGCUUCUGAUCACAGUCUCCUGCUCAGCAGCCCUUCACCCUCGUUUCCUGCCUGUCUCUAUUCUUUUUGUUGCUGGGAAUCACUGUGCCCCUUUCUCAUCCACCUCACCUUCCCCCAUUGCUGCUCUUCACUGGCCUCAUUCAUGACUAUGAGGUAGCAACAAGGGAGAUCCCAUUGGAUUGGAAUCUGUCAUUUUUGUGCAGUUACCUGGCAUUGCACUGUAGCUGCUGACAAACUGUGCCUGUGAUAGACUGCUCGAGCCUCGAUCUCCAUCUCCCAUUACAUUACAUUCACAAUUAUUUGCAAGGUUGCAUUGUGGAGUGUUCCCAGAUGUUGCAUGUAUGGAACACUGUUUAUAGAAAUUCUUUGCACAUUUGCCUUAGCCCUUCUAUUUAAUAGAAUAUUCUGGCUGCUGAAUUGCAAGUGGCAGGUCUCAGAAUAUAAUCCUCUUGCACAUCUCUCUCAUUUAUUGCCUGCUGUGUAACUCUCACUAAAAGAAUCAGCACAAAUGUCUCAAUACACAGAUUUUAUGCACACAUUAUGAUUUCUUUAAACUGCAUUGGCCCAGUAAUAUCCUGCAAACAACAAUGAGGUGAAUGAGUUGUCUUGGUUGAGGUGAGAGACCCCUGAUUUUCUGUGAAUAAUAUCAGAGAAUUCUUUCACAUCAAUCACUGAUAAAGUGGGCCUCCAUUUUUAACAUUUUAUCUACACCUUUCGAACUUGGAACUGCUACCAUCUAGAAAAAUGAGAGCAGUAAAUACAUUGCUGCAGUACACAGUAAUAUUCAGAAAAUAUACACUCCAUUUAUUCCAAAGGCAGUGCUCAAAGCUGAGCAUGGUUUCAGUUGGACUUUGAACAGCUGAAGCAUGACAUUCAGUCCUCUUGUUCUUGUCUCAAGUUGUAAAAGUCAGCAUUUCAAUCACCUGUUUCAAUAUUUCCUUUAUCUACUCAUUACAUUUUAAUGAGCUUUACCAUUCCUAAUUGUUUCCAGCUUUCCAUCAUUUUGAGAAUCUCCUGUUCUUUUCAUUUUAGGUUUAAUUAAAGUGGAUGAGCUGAUGAUUCAGACUAAUUUCGCUCUGCUUCCAGUGCUGCCUACCUUUGUGUCAUGAUCAAAUCUGUUGAUAUAGCCUUCUACCCCCAUCAUCAAACCCUGCUCUGAUUGCAGUGAAGAGUUGAGGCCACUAGUCCCUGCAGGAAGAGCUCAUCAGCUUCCUUCCAAUCAUAGUAUAUUGUCAAUCCACCCUACUCCAGCUGACGGCCAAUUUCCCAACCAGGUCAAUAUUGAAAUCUUCAAUUUCAUGAGCUCCAACUUCAGCUGGGUCUCUUAUGAGCAACCUUAUCAAAUGUCUUCAAGAUUACAUUGCCUGUAGACAUUAACCUUCAUGUACUUUAGAACGACCUCUUCAAGCAGCUAAAUCAGGUCAGUCAGGUAUGACUGUCCAUUUCAAAUCCUUGGUGGUUCUGUCAGAUUAGCUGUUCCGUGUGAUUUCAAUCACAUUGCCUCGAAUUCUAGACUUGAGUAAUUUCCCGAUAGCCGCUGUCAGGAAACUCUGGGCUGGAAUUCCUUGGCUUCUAUUCUUCUUUCCCAAAUAGCAGAGCGACUUGUGCAAGUUUCCAAUCCAAGGGAAAAUUGGAGAACACUUUUCAAGGUUAUAAUUGGGGCAAAAAGAAAGAAAAUAGAUACAAAGGAAUAUACUUCAUAGAAUGUCUGUUCUCCUUUCAAUUAGAAGUCAGAUUUUUAAAAAAAUCUAGUGUACUAAUUUUCCAGCAUGUUUAUAAAUCAAUUUUUCAAGUUGUAAUUCAAAACAGCAAAGGAUAUUGGAGAGUUGAGGGGUUAAAUGCUGUGAUCUUGCUGAAUGUGCCACAGUAUUUUUGUUUCUAGAAUGAAUGACUUACGAAAUUAGCAGUGACAUUAUUGCAUUUUUUAAGAAAGUCCAACUUUAAGAUGGAACACACUUUAUCUAUAAUAAUAGGAAGAUGUGUUUUCUAAUGUACUGAUGAAAUAUUUGUGUGUCUCUGUAUGGGGCCCUAUGAUAAAGUUAUGUUGCUAUAUAGGAAAUUCUUUUUAAAUCUUGUUGAAAAGGUAAACCCUGUACAUUUUCUGCUGCAUUAAGGGGAAUCUUAUGGUUGUUGAAAAAUGACAUUUUGUAAAGACAGUUAUUGAAUAAGUAUUAUGCAUUUUAUAAAUGUCCUGCCUAUUUUCAGCUUGCUGAUUUAGUUUCUCUUCAGUUGUGGAGUGAGCAGAGCCCAAUGCUGUUCAUUGAUGAGUUGUUUGAUGAUGGAGACAAAUGUUUUCUUUACACUAAGUGGAAUGAAUGUUGUAGAAGAAGAUAUUCUCCCCCUCAAAAAACACAAUUUCCUCUAAAUUCACUGACAUUUGCAAGAGCGCAGCCAUCAAUGUACUAAAACUCCUUUUUAUCGAGUUUUGAGAAGAUUUGUAGCUCAGGUUGAGGUUCUAGAUGUGAGUUUGCUCGCUGAGCUGGAAGGUUAGUUUUCAGAUGUUUCAUCACCAUCCUAGGUAACAUCAUCAGUGAGCAUCCGACAAAGGCGCUGGUGUUAUGUCCCGCUUUCUAUUUGUCUGACAGAUAAAAUACAGGCCGGUCCCUGUGCUCAUGCUGUGUACUAUGUUGAAGUUCAGAGUGUGCCGAAUGGAUAUGACUGGAUUUGCCAGGAUUGGAAUUCUACAUACAGCCUUCGCAUGCCCUUACUGUACCUGACUGCAGCAGGAAUCCUGGGAGACAGUGAUGGAUGUAGUUAGAGGGCAGCGGACAGAAAGGAUCAGGCCAUGCUGAAAGGUUGGUCAAGUUAAGAGGAGGGCUGUGUUGUUCAAGGAUCGCAAGGGCUGCACAGGAGAAACCUACCAACCACAGCACAGUGUUAACAGCUGAAGAUAGAGGAAGUAGUGGGGCCCAGGAGAAUGUGUCCUGUGUAUCAAAGCGUCAGUUUGUUUUUUUGGCGAUAGGUCAUUUUUAGAUUUGAACACGUAGAAGGAGUGAGAUGCCUCAAGCACUUCUGGAAUGUUUUUCUGAAAAUCACCAUUGAACAGCAAAGACGAAGACCUGCUGUGUCAAAUGCAGCAAUUCAGCUAAACAACAAAACAGUAAGCAGAAAGGCUGCAGCUCCUCCUGUACUCUCACCACUGACACUACCAUUCAUUGAAUCUCCUUGUACAGCCCAAGAGCAUUUGAUCCUACCAUAGACCCUCUUCCCCUUCCCAUUUGAACUCCUCCCACAGGUUCUGAACAUUCUCCCACACAGAGUUUCACCCCUUCAUACUCCACAUUCACCAAAAACAUUUCCAGAAUACUGAGCUGCCUCUUGUGGCCAACUGCAACAAACAUUGACACCUUGCCCCACUGUAGUUCCACUUUCACUGUUGUGGGCCAACAGUAUUUCCCUGAGCUCUUGUCUGGUACAGAUUCUGUCUUCACCACCCCAUUGCAGGAGCAGUCUGUUACGGCAGUGCUGCCUUAAAUAUAUAUAAUAUUUUAUAUAACGGCCCCUUCUUUUGUAAGGAUAAAUUUUGGUAUCCUUUACUAUUUAAUGAUGUCAGAAAGUACUCCUUUUUAAUAGAGGGUUGUUUUAAACCUUGUGUUAGAACCAAAUGCUUUUCUGUGUAGAUGCUACUAAAAUAAAAAUCAGAUGUUGAUGUGAUGUUGCAUACCAGAAUGAAAUGCUCAGGAUAUUUCAUGCUGAAAGAUUUGAAUCUCUACACUUACUUUAUACACUGCAUUCAUUUAACAGCCAAUACUGCAGUCUUCAGUCAUAAGAAUGAAGAUUAAAACUUUAAUUCUUU
Stegostoma tigrinum is the source of this 5617-nucleotide messenger RNA. RefSeq names its product CCAAT enhancer binding protein gamma (gene cebpg). The coding region runs from base 410 to 883 and encodes 157 amino acids. The transcript is spliced from 2 exons. Gene Ontology annotation, biological process: DNA-templated transcription; regulation of transcription by RNA polymerase II. The record is from RefSeq and is a predicted model, not a curated record. Lineage: Eukaryota; Metazoa; Chordata; Chondrichthyes; Orectolobiformes; Stegostomatidae. Gene Ontology annotation, molecular function: DNA-binding transcription factor activity, RNA polymerase II-specific; RNA polymerase II cis-regulatory region sequence-specific DNA binding.